This is a messenger RNA of Phialemonium atrogriseum, 5179 nucleotides long. Its product is annotated as ARM repeat-containing protein. Gene Ontology annotation, biological process: autophagy of peroxisome; protein targeting to vacuole; protein phosphorylation. The transcript has 2 exons. NCBI's taxonomy places the organism in Eukaryota, Fungi, Ascomycota, Sordariomycetes, Cephalothecales, Cephalothecaceae. The coding region runs from base 271 to 4920 and encodes 1549 amino acids. The record is from RefSeq and is a predicted model, not a curated record. Gene Ontology annotation, molecular function: protein serine/threonine kinase activity; ATP binding; protein binding. Gene Ontology annotation, cellular component: phosphatidylinositol 3-kinase complex, class III, type I; phosphatidylinositol 3-kinase complex, class III, type II; late endosome.
CAAGUGUCCAAGCUCCUUAGAGCUCCAUGACGAGCGAAAUUGUAAACUCCUCUGUGGUCUGUUUGUGCUCGUCCCUGUUCAGGCCCAACUCGCGAAGAACCCAGGUGACUCCAUAAUCCGUUUCUUCGCCGGAGCCGGAAUUUUGAACCACACGGAGUCAUCAUCGCGGUGACCAAGAGCGAUUUGCGACGUUGACGGCCAAGAUGAACACAAGGCCGCCAUUCCCGAAACCCAGGUAGUGCACCCGACGGCCGUCAUUGACCUGCCAUCAUGGGUCAGGGGUUUUCUCUGGCGACGCCGCCUGCCGGCGCUGCCAGCAUCGAUGUACCUGAACUUGCCGACUUGGUGUACGAGAAGUCGGUUGGAGCGGCACGGUUCAUGAAGAGCAUCCGGGCUCGACAUCACGAUGGAGUGGUGUUAGUGAAGGUCUUGAUCAAGCCUUACCCGAUGUCGCUGGAGAGAUACAAGCAUGAAUUAAUCCGCGAAAGAAAGGCCCUGGCAGACAUCCCGAAUGCCCUCGGGUAUCAACGGAUUAUCGAAACGGAAACGAACGGGUACCUCGCUCGGCAGUUCCUCUACAACUCCCUCUAUGAUCGGCUGAGCACCCGGCCAUUCUUGGAGGACAUCGAAAAGCGAUGGCUUGCCUUCCAGCUCCUCUGCGCUCUCCGCGACUGCCACAGCCGGGACAUUUAUCACGGAGAUAUCAAGACGGAGAACACCCUCGUUACGUCUUGGAAUUGGCUCUAUCUCACCGACUUCUCAUCUUCAUUCAAACGAGUGAUGCUGCCCGAAGACAACCCGGCCGACUUCUCUUACUUUUUUGAUACCUCUGGCCGCCGAACAUGUUAUCUAGCACCGGAGAGGUUCCUCCCAAUCGGCGAGGAAGCGGACCCCAAUGCUAAGAUUACCGGGGCGAUGGAUGUGUUCAGUGCGGGUUGUGUUAUAGCGGAACUCUUCCUUGAGUCGCCCAUCUUCAGUCUCAGCCAGCUGUACAAGUAUCGUCGAGGCGAAUAUGACCCAAACAUAUCGCAUCUCAGCCGAAUACCGGACAAGCAUCUCCGGGAAAUGAUAGCCCACAUGGUCCAGCUAAAGCCAGAAGAAAGGUACUCUGCUAAGGAGUACCUGGAUCUCUGGAAAUCCAAGGUCUUCCCGGACUAUUUCUAUAGCUUCCUCCACCAGUACCUGGGACUGAUUACCGACCCUUCGUCGGGCCAGUCACCCAUCUCUGGAGCCACGAGGAAUCUUGGCGAAGCUGACCAGAGGAUUGAGCGUGUGUUCCUGGACUUUGACAAAAUCUCUUACUUCCUAGGCUACAACGACGAUGAGCUAUCAAGCACCGAACAGCGAGCUCCUCGCCUGGGGCUUGGUCACUUUCCAGUGCGCCUCAACGUCCCAAACAACGAGCACUUUGUCUCGGGGGGGAAACAGCCGCCUGCGGAUGACGGCACGCUAAUAUUCCUGACGCUCGUCGUAUCUUCGUUGCGCAACACAGCCCGCUCCGAGGCCAAGAUUAGAGCCUGCGACAUCCUGCUUGCCUUCGCCGAGCGGUUAACAGACGAGGCCAGGCUGGAUCGGGUUCUGCCAUUCCUGAUAGCCUUGCUGAAUGACAAGGCUGACAUCGUGGUGGUCGCUGCCAUCAGGAGUAUCACUCAACUGCUUGGCCUUGUCCAGGUCGUCACUCCCGUCAAUUCGCAUGUUUUCUUGGAAUACAUACUCCCGAGAAUGCAAGUCGCAUUGCUCGGCACGCACAGCACACCGACCCCCUUGGUCAGGGCAACGUAUGCUUCGUGCAUAGGACAGCUUGCUGCCACUGCCGGGCGAUUCUUGGAAAUGGCGGCUACUCUAAAGGCAGGCGGCUCGAUCACAGCAACGGAUCCCGAGGUCGAGCCAGGAAACGACGCGGAUGCAGCAUUCGAUGGACUCUUUGAUAAUGCCCAGAGAGAACUCGUCGACCUGUUUGAAGCGCAUACCAAGAUCCUCAUCGAGGACUCGGACCCAUUUGUUCGACGAGCGUUUCUCAGCUCUGUCCCGGAGCUGUGCAUGUUCUUUGGCACGGCCGAAUCCAACGACAUCAUCCUAACCCAUCUUAAUACCUAUCUGAACGACCGUGACUGGAUGCUCAAAUGCGCGUUCUUCGACACCAUUGUCGGCAUUGCCGCCUUUCUCGGCAGUGUUACACUGGAGAAGUUUAUCCUCCCACUCAUGAUCCAGGCUCUGACUGACCAGGAGGAGUUUGUGGUGCAAGCAGCACUGCACUCCCUCGCCGAGCUUGCAAACUUGGGCCUUUUCUCCAAGUCGACGACAUGCGAGCUUGUCAACGUUGCCGGGCGAUUCACAAUGCAUCCCAAUAUCUGGAUUCGUGAAUCGGCUGCCGAUUUCCUGUCCGCCGGGACAAGAUAUCUGAGUCCAGCUGACAUCAGAUGUAUGGUCUUGCCAUUGGUUAGGCCGUAUCUAAAACCAGACAUCAUCCCGGAUUUCUCUGAAUUAUCUCUCUUUGCUGCGCUCAAGAAACCUCUAUCGCGCUCGGUUUUUGACCAAGCCUUGAUAUGGGCGUCGAAGCAAGACCGUGGAGACUUCUGGAGGUCGCUGAGGAAGCUGCGAGACCUUACAUUCGGAGUGCAAUCGACUAUGGGACGAAACUCCAAAGAUCUGAGUAUCCAAGCUUUGAACAGGGCUCCAAGAAAUGACGAGGACGAGCAGUGGAUUUCGAAACUUCGAAACCUGGGCCUCACCCCUGAAGAUGAACCCAAGCUUCUUGCGCUAAGGGAGUUCAUCUGGCGCCUAAGUCAAAUCAAAUCGAGAGACUCGAAAACAAAUGAACCCCCCGCGUCAAGCCCAUUGAACAAUGUGAUGCCAUUGAGAAGCCUUGGCAUCACGCCGCAGACCAUUCUAUUUGACGAAGAGCCCCUUCGCCAGCCGCUUCUCAUACCAGAGCAGGAUGCGUCCGCGCCACGGACCAUCACUGACGCCCUGCUUGACGCGUCGAUGACCAUCGAUGACCCUGUUGGCCGCAAGAGACGGGCGGCAUUGAAUACCCACAGGUCACGCCUUAACAACCGUGGCAAUGUCUCUCCCCUGUCUUCCGAUGGCACACGCCCACUUGAAGAAGACUCUACCAGAUCCCCAACGAUCAUCCUGACUGAGAACGGGACCCCCUCCGGGGCACAGGGCAAGGCGCCCGCCACCGGCACCUUGGAGGAUGGUUCGGCCUCCCGGGACGGUCUGUCUCCCACGAGAAGGACCCUUCGGCAUCAGCCCAGCGCGAUGAGCCUCCUGAACCGCAAGGAAAGUGCAAAAUCCGGACCCGAGACCAGCACAACGACGGCAAAUGCAUUUGGUGAAGUCGAGGGGCCAUUUGUCCACAGUCCUCAUCCGAGACCAUCCUAUACUGAGACAGACAUCACCGAGGAGAACAAUAUCAGCGGACUGCGUGGGAAUCAUACGUACGCAGGAAAUGAUCCAAGUAUACUCAAGAUGCUUGAUUCAAUGUACAUCGACAACUAUCCCCAUGACAUUGCGGAAUUCGGCCCGUUGGUCGCACCGGUCACUCGACGAAAACCGACCAAGAGCCCCUCGCAAGUCAACGACGAUGGGUGGAGACCGACGGGGAAGCUGGUGGCUACGUUUUCGGAGCACGUUGGCGCUGUCAACCGCAUCAUGGUCGCACCAGACCAUCUCUUUUUCCUGACGGGAGGAGACGAUGGCUGUGUGAAAGUCUGGGAUACUGCGAGGUUAGAGCGUAACAGUGCCCACCGAUCGCGGCAGACGCAUAGGCACGCCCAAGGUGCCAAGGUCUUGGCCCUCUGUUUUAUCGAGAACACGCAUUGCUUUGUCAGUUGCGCAAGCGACGGCAGCGUCCAUGUGGUCAAGGUCGAGACCGGCGUCGUCGGCGGGACAGUACGCUAUGGGAAGCUCCGGCUCCUGCGGGAAUACCAGCUCGUCCAGCGAGAAUUCGCCGUCUGGUGCGAACAUUUCAAGCAAGAAGCUGCUUCGAUCUUGAUCCUGGCGACGAAUAAGUCUCGUAUCUUGGGCAUUGAUCUUCGGACGAUGACCUUGCUUUAUGUGCUGGAGAAUCCAGUCCACCACGGAACCCCAACUUGCUUCUGUAUUGACAGGAAGAGGAAUUGGCUUUGUCUUGGGACCUCGCACGGCGUUCUCGACCUCUGGGAUCUCCGCUUCAGGAUGAGGCUAAAGGGCUGGGGCGUUCCCGGCAAGAGCUCGAUCUACCGCCUGUUCAUCCACCCGCUCAAGGGGCGAGGCAAGUGGGUGUGUGUUGCGGGAGGCACUGGGCAGGGCGAGGUCACCGUCUGGGACCUUGAGCGGACCCUCUGUCGCGAGAUUUACAGGGUUGGCGGAAAUAAGGAAGGGCCUAAGGGGUAUCAUCCCUGGGAAGUCGACGAGGACAAGCCGGAGGGCAUGCUUGGAAGAUUCGCGACGAAUAUCGAACCAUUGGCCACGGGGAACGUCGACCGCGGGGUACGGACCAUGAUUGCCGGGACAGGCGCAACAGACGACCAGCGGGAUGUGAGACAUGCUUUCAUCAUCACUGCUGGCUCGGACAAAAAAUUGAGGUUCUGGGACCUGGCCCGGAUCGAGAACAGCACCGUCUUCAGCGGCCUGCAGGCUGACGAGGGCAGGCCCAGCUUCACGGCAAGCCAUCCGACAACGUCCAUGACGCUGAACACGGAACGGCUACCGAGGUUGGCGCCGCCCGUGUCAAGCGCAAACGGUGCCGCGGGGCCCUCCGGGACGAGCUCCAAGGCCCGCAACCACCCGUCGAGAUCCACCGUGAUCUCUCUCCAGCAGCAGCAGCUCCUCAAAAGCCACCUGGAUGCUAUUGUCGACGUUGCGCUGUUAGAAUCUCCGUAUACGAUGUCUGUCUCGGCAGAUCGAAGUGGUGUGGUUUUUGUAUUCCAAUAAGGAAACAACGAUGCCAGUGUGGAGAGGAAACACGGCAGCUGGGAGCAUAGCUGUGAACAUUGCUAGAUAUAGGUACCUUGUAGCUAGAAGGCUUGGAGCCAAUGAUGAAGAACUGGGAAGGAUCCCUACGAUUUGAAGGUAUUGAGGGUUAGGGUUGCUUGAAGUGAUGCACUAUCGCACUAUCGGGUGGGGCUAGUACAGUACUAUCAACGGAUCUCUAAACUCUAAACUGCCUGAUGUAACUGGUGCUGUACCUGGG